Messenger RNA from Xenopus laevis (African clawed frog), 1719 nucleotides. It is a transcript of the gene rbpms2.S, whose product is annotated as RNA binding protein with multiple splicing 2 S homeolog. Gene Ontology annotation, molecular function: protein homodimerization activity; RNA binding; nucleic acid binding. Gene Ontology annotation, biological process: positive regulation of DNA-templated transcription. The record is from RefSeq and is a predicted model, not a curated record. Gene Ontology annotation, cellular component: cytoplasmic stress granule; cytoplasm; nucleus. The coding region runs from base 387 to 914 and encodes 175 amino acids. The transcript has 7 exons. NCBI's taxonomy places the organism in Eukaryota, Metazoa, Chordata, Amphibia, Anura, Pipidae.
CGAAGUUUAAUUGAUGAGCAAACUGGAAGCCGGUGCGCUCCUUACUCCCCUCUCCUAAUCCUCCCCUUUUCUUAAUUAAGCCUGGACAUCAGGAAGGGGCUGGUAUAAAGAGCUUUCAAUCGCCCUGACUCGUUUGCACUUUCCCACCUAAGCACUGGCACAUACACACCUCUAUACAGCGCACAAGCAGACACUCCGCACCCACACUGCACCGCUACACCUCUUCCAGCAACUAGCAAAGAGUGCUGUUAGGAGCUGACUCCGGUCCCAUACACGCAGCCACCAGAGAAACACCAAGCGGGAAGGAACACGAGUUCUCUGACUCCCAGCGACCCCGAGACGCCACCGUGGAGCCCAAGGACGAAUCAGUUGUUGGCUUGUACACCAUGAGCGGCAUCAAGUCAGACACGGAGCACAACAAUAAUAAUAUAGAGGAAGAGGUACGAACUCUGUUUGUUAGUGGGCUUCCUAUUGACAUCAAACCCAGGGAACUUUACUUGCUUUUUCGACCAUUUAAGGGCUAUGAAGGAUCCCUAAUCAAGCUUACCUCAAAACAGGGCAUCCGUUUUGACCCAGAGAACCCACAGACCUUACGGCUAGAGUUUGCAAAGGCCAACACAAAGAUGGCCAAGAACAAACUAAUGGCUACACCAAACCCCACAAACUUCCACCCAGCACUUGGCGCACACUUCAUUGCACGAGAUCCAUAUGACUUUACUGGGGCUGCACUAAUCCCAGCAUCACCAGAAGCUUGGGCUCCCUACCCACUGUAUACUGCAGAACUUGCUCCAGCCAUUCCACAUGCUGCUUUCACAUACCCUGCUGCUGCCGCUGCUGCACUUCAUGCCCAGAUGCGUUGGUAUCCUCCAUCUGAAGCAACCCAGCAGGGGUGGAAGUCUCGGCAGUUUUGUUAAAGCUCUUGGGUUUCUUUUCUUUUGAGGAUUUGAUUUUUGCGCUCUCCAUGAAUUGAUGUGCCAAGCAUUAAUCGGUACAAGGUCUAACCCAUGGACAUUUGGUCAAUUCCUUAUUCAUCCAUUCUAUCAAUCAGGCUGUUUCAAGCUACAUCCAAGAAAAGACUGCAUAGGUUUAAAUGAGCACAGCUGCUAUAGUGCAAAAUAUACCACUUAUUGGUGGGCAUGGGAAGGUUUGCAUGUUUGUUAUAGCAUGAAUUAACUUCUUGAUGUAAGCGUUAAAACAUUAAUGUAAAUCUUUUCAGGAUUAGCUUUUGCUUCUGUAAAAGCUUUGAUUUUUCCCAUGCCUCCUUCUACCAACAAAUUGGUCAAAUUGCACUGUUCCCAACUAACAUCUUCUGUUUUUCUGUCUGUAUUCUGCCCUUUCAUUUUCAUUGAGUAUUUGUGCUUGCCAAAUGUAAUGCAACCAUAAUGGGAAACAGAGCAAUAGAACCAGUAUUUUUGUAACAUGUUAAUAAGGAUAUAUUUAUGCAGUUUGUUUUUGUGUGAUUAUUAAAGAAAAAUAUUAAAUCUAUUAUAAGUUAAUAUUAUGUUUAAAAGCUUGAAGAUUCUGUAUGGUUGUACUGCUGUACUUUAUGAAUAACUGCAAGUUUUGUGUUCCGUUUUGCAUUCUGCUUGAUAUUUCAGUAUUAUGAAAGAUGUCUUACCUGUACAGAGAAUGAAAUUUCUUUUGCUGAUCUUAUGUACAGCAAAUGAAUUUUCUCUUGCCGAUCUUAUGAGAAUGUGAUAAAAAUAUAUAUAUACAGAC